UUGAAUUAUGUUCAAUGUACAAUCUCUUUACUAUGAAAAAUUCAUCAAACAACAAUUUCGAGACAUAACUAAUCGAAAGGCUUUAGACUCUCAAAUAGUCAUCGAGACUUAACAUUCAAAUUCUGGACACCAAAUGCCUCCUUUAUAUCUUCCCAUAUUGUCAUAAAUGCACUCUAAACGAACUUCGUCCUUUUUACCCACUUCUUGAAAUUUUAGAUCAAUCCUUUCCCAUUCUACACGACCAAAAUUCUUCGAAGUCUUGUCCUUUGUGUUUUAAAAUGUGGUGGGAACCUAUAACCAACCAAGUUCAUGAUCAUAUUUGGACCGCCCAUGUUGUCCAUUGUUUUAGAUGUAAAAAAGAGCUCGCAAAGUUUGUCUUGAUUUUGUGCGAGAUGAAGAAAGUGAAACCACACUUUCAAAAGGAAUUUGGAAUCUUCUAUUAAAUGUCAUCAAAAGUGUGGAAGUGAUCUUAAGUUAAUUCUUAUGCCACAACAUUCUCAAAAAGAAAUCUUCUGAUCAUUCUAUCCAAUUGUCCCACCUCCAAAGUCUUCUUCUGAAUGAUUUCAAAACGUGUUAUUGCUUGAACCAAGAUUUGUCUUUUCUUAUCCUAAAAUAAAGAUUUCAAGGACUUAAAACAAGAAACAAACCCCCAAAUCUAAUCCAAGCAUUGGUUUCGCAUACAAAACACUGAAAUUCUCCUUCAAAACCACCCUCCAUUCUCCCACCUUCCUGUAAUUCCUUCACCUUCUUGUUUACUCUCAACUCAUCCAUUCCUUCCAUUUAUGGAUUUCAAGGCGACCACUUUUCUUCUUAUCAUCUUCUUCAUCAUCGUAACUUGCCAAACUCUGUCUUCAGACCAAAAGACUGAAGCUUGUGCUCCAAAAUCCUGCGGGAAAGGUCCAAAUAUAAGCUACCCUUUCCGGAUAGCUAAUUCACACAGCCCCUUCUGUGGAAUCCCAAGCUUCGAUAUUGCCUGCAAAGAUGAAAACCCAAUUAUCAGAAUUGCAGAAGAUGAUUAUAUUAUCAGAGAUAUUUUCUACAAAAACCAUUCUUUUCUUUUGACAAAUGCUGCGGCUUAUGAUGUGAACUCCCCAACUCCUCUUCAUAAUUUGAGCCUCCAACGAACCCCCUUCAGUUUCAGUUCAAAUCCUUAUGGAUUCUUCUUCUUCUACAACUGUACUUCCCUUCCUCCCGAUCAUAGCUUCCCAAUUGGUUGUUCUAGCACAGGCAAACUCCAUUCUUUUGCUUCUUUCAGUGAUGGAUCUUUGGGGUCCAUUAACUCCUCUUACCAUUCUUGUCAAUCCUUGGUUGCGAUGCCUUUGCACUUCAGUAAUAAUGAGGAAGAGGAUUUUAAUGAGUUGUUCAAGAAGAGUUAUUCUGAUGUCUUGAAGAUGGGAUUCAGUUUAAAUUGGAGUGCUCAAAAUUGUAGCAAAUGUGAGACAAGUGGUGGCCGAUGUGGAUUCCAAAGCAACAAGUUUGUUCGCUUUUGUUCUGAUGGAUGUCAUCUCGAAACCUGCAAACAGGGUAACUUUCUAAAAAUAUUAGUUCUAUAGAAUAGGAAAUGAGUAUUUGUAUCUAUCAACUGGAAUUUUUUGCUCAUUUGUUGGCGGUCUUUUUCAAAACAAAGUUUUCUAAAUUUUUGUUGUUUUUCCGGUUUUUUUUUCUUUUCCCCUCUUUGCUCACGAUUUGUUUGGUGUUGGAUCCAUUUUCUUGUGUGUUGGAACGCCUAAUCUUAGCUUGAUACUCCAACAUACAGAAGCAGAACAACAACCAAUCUCAACUGAUCCAAGACUUCCAGAUUUGAUUACCUUUCUUCCUUGUAGUAAACAAUUGGCAAAUUCAUGCAGGAAAGGAACUGUAGUCUGUAGAUAUAAUUAAUGGUAAAAUCUUGACUUAGCUGGAGUGGGGUCUUCACUCAUCAAUGAGAGUGACUCCCACUUAUGAUUUCCCAGAUCUAUUAAAUCGACAAGGUGUCUCAUUGGGAAAUUCUUAAGAAGCAUUGUUCGUUGAAUCAAGCAAUCUGUUCAAACAUCUAUGUUGACUAAAAGUCGUCUCCUUCGCCAUCUUUUUUUUAUGAUAUUAUUUUAGCUCUGCCUUUCUUAAAAGUUGACCGUCCGCUCGGAUUUGAUUAUCUGUUUAUGAGCAUUUGUAGUUCAAGAAAUUGGAAAUGCGUCUCAAAUUUGACCUCCCUAAACCCCAGCAUCAGCAACAUCUUCUUCAUUUCCUUCAUCGCUAUUCAUCUUUUCCCAUGUUUAGGGUUUAGGAUUUAGGGAGAAAAUUUGAAUUCAAGUGCAACGACAACAAGAUCACAAGGAUUGAAUCAACUCAUUGGAAUGGAAUAAAACGUUGUGAACAUCAGCCAAUCGAAUUAAGAAUGACGGUGCAAGAUCAGACCUCUUCGAUGAUUACUGACCUGAAAAUCAAAUUGAAACAGUGAAUGUUGGAUAAAAAUCUUGUGUUUUUCUUCACCAUCGUUUGGUUUGAACUUUGAUCUUCAGCUCUGUUUCGGCGAUGAGGCCAACGACAAAUUUAAAGCUUGCGAUGUGGAUUAUAACUGCGGAGAUUUGGUUUACAUAUCGUAUCCAUCUGGGGAAUGAGCGGCAAGAGUUCUGCGAUCGGCAAGAGUUUGGACUGAAUUGCAAAGACAACAAGACCACAACGAUUCAAAUCAACACUAUGGAAUAUAACGUUGUGGAUAUCAGCCAAUUGGAUAUAGAAUGAGGAUAGCAAGAUCAGAGUUGUUCCUUGCUUGGGAAAAUGGGUUAAAACACUCUUUCUCAACACAAAUGAUUUUUGCUUACUUUUUAAGGUUUAAGAAGACUUUUUGCUUCCUCAUCAUUAAGCAAUUUUACAUUAUUUUUUUUCAUCUUCUUUCUAUGCGAUCAACUUCGACAAUUCCACACAGUCACUACCACGAGCUCUGACCUUCUUCUUCUUCUCUCCUUUAUUCUCGGGUGUUGCAGAGUGAGAGUGCAAGAGU
Molecule: messenger RNA, 2980 nt
Organism: Benincasa hispida (wax gourd)
Lineage: Eukaryota; Viridiplantae; Streptophyta; Magnoliopsida; Cucurbitales; Cucurbitaceae
Source: RefSeq, a predicted model, not a curated record